Impatiens glandulifera is the source of this 2219-nucleotide messenger RNA. RefSeq names its product BTB/POZ domain-containing protein NPY3-like. Lineage: Eukaryota; Viridiplantae; Streptophyta; Magnoliopsida; Ericales; Balsaminaceae. Gene Ontology annotation, molecular function: protein binding. The record is from RefSeq and is a predicted model, not a curated record. The transcript has 4 exons. The coding region runs from base 320 to 2020 and encodes 566 amino acids.
UGGGGUUUGAAAUCUGAGUUCAUUUUGUGGUCCUAAUCAGACUCAUGAUCCGCCUCUGUUUUGAGGGGUCACAUAGUGGGUAGAUCUUGUUAUCUUCAUUCUCGGCAUUUUUGUGUUUUGGUCUUCUUUCUGAAUAAUUUCGUUUUAGAUUCUUUCCCACCCCAAUAUCUUCCAAAAGCAGUUGAUGGGUCUUGUCUACAAAUUUAGAUUUAUCAUCUUCAUGCUUUCUCUCUUUUCCAGGUUCAUAUCUAAUUUACCAGUCUUUUGGGAUUUCAGAUCUAGUAAUAAAAUUUGAGAUUUUCUGAAAACCAGAAGCAAAAUGAAGUUUAUGAAACUGGGAUCAAAACCUGAUUCAUUCCAGAAUGAAGGAGACAACACAAGGUAUGUAGCUACUGAAUUGGCAUCUGACAUUGUUGUAAUUGUUGGCGAUGUCAAAUUUUACCUUCACAAGUUUCCACUCUUGUCAAAGAGCGCCAAGUUGCAGAAACUAGUAUCGAAAACGACCGACGAUAACCAUAAUGAAAUCUCCAUUCACGAUAUUCCCGGAGGACCAACAGCUUUCGAGAUUUGCGCUAAGUUCUGUUACGGUAUGACCGUAACACUAAACGCGUACAACGUGAUCGCAGCCCGUUGCGCCUCCGAGUAUCUCGAGAUGUACGAAACCAUCGACAAAGGAAACCUCGUUUACAAAAUCGAUGUUUUCCUCACCACGAGUGUCUUCAAGAGUUGGAAGGACUCAAUCAUUGUUCUUCAAACGACAAAGUCUCUCCUUCCAUGGUCUGAAGAGCUGAAACUUGUCACUCACUGCGUAGAAUCAAUCGCUUCGAAAGCCACAAUCGAUUGUUUGAAAGUCGAGUGGUCGUAUACGUAUAACCGAAAAAAACUUACGUCUGAAAAUUGGAACGGUGUUAGGAAGAAUCCAAUUGUUCCUAAAGAUUGGUGGGUGGAGGAUCUUUGCGAGCUUCCUGUCGAUUUGUUUAAAAGAGUCAUAACUUCAGUUAGAGCGAAGGGGAAGUUGUCUUCAGACGUUAUCGGAGAGGCUCUGGUUGCGUUUGCGGUGAGAAGGGUACCAAGUUUUGGUAAAGGAGACGUGGGAAAGAAUAAGUACGUUGUUGAAACGCUGGUUUCGUUAUUGCCUAAUGAAAAUGGUAGCGUUCCUUGCGGUUUUCUACUUAGAUUAUUGCAAUCGGCGAUUCCUUUAGAAUGCGGAGAGAAUGUGAUAAAGGAGCUGACGGGGAGAAUUAGUCGACAGCUAGAGGAGGCGACGGUUUCUGAAUUGUUAAUCCCUGCGCCGGCUGGCGAGGUAACGAUUCACCAUGUUGGUGUAGUGCAGAGCCUUCUUGAAGAGUUUGUUAAGAAAGAUAACAGCGAUGAACUCGAUUACUCUGUUUCGGAAUCUUCCAAAUCGAAAGUGGCUAAGGUUAUUGACGGUUAUCUUGCUGAAAUCAGUCGGGAUACAAAUCUAACUCUCGAUAGAUUUAUGGACAUUGCACAAUUGGUUUCCGGGUUUCCAAGAGAAUCUCACGAUGCGUUGUAUCGUGCCAUCGACAUGUUUCUUAAGGAACAUCCAACAAUCAACAAGAGUGAUAGAAGGCGAAUUUGUCGGGUGAUGGAUUGCAAGAAGCUCUCUGCAGAGGCAUGUGUUCAUGCAGUGCAAAACGAACGUCUACCAAUGAGGGUGGUGGUUCAAGUUCUGUUUUUUGAACAGAUCAAAUCGACAUCAUCUUCAUCAUUAUCUGGCGGUUGUAUCACACCUGAUUUACCAUCCAAGUCCUAUGGUAGCUCGAGAUCUGCAACGACUAACACUGACGAGGACUGGGAUGCUAUCCACAAUGCAGAGGCUUUGAAGGUUGAGCGAAAUGAGACAGCUAAAAUGACAGCAAACAAAAUGUCUAAGAAGAUUUUAUCUAAGUUUUGGUCUGGAAAAGAUAGAGACAGUGAGAAUAGCAGCUCGGAGACAUCAGAGAGCCCGUGUUCUAGCAACACCGAAGCGGAGGAGACAAAGUCCACGACAAGAUGACUGUAAUGAGGGAUCUUGUUGGUUUUUUUCCAAUUUGGGAUUUGUAGAAGAAGAUUGGGAAAUCAUGUGUUUUUGGUUUAUUGUUUUAACAUCUUUGCUUUGUUUUAUUCUAUUCCCCCUUUUGUAUUAAUAAGUGGUCUAGUAUCUUUCCACUGAUGUUUGGGUAGAAAUAUUUUUACUAACUUUCCUUUUAUCUUCC